Messenger RNA from Moneuplotes crassus, 744 nucleotides. The record is from the annotation of a GenBank genome assembly. Lineage: Eukaryota; Ciliophora; Spirotrichea; Euplotida; Euplotidae.
UUAACGAUUUGAAAAACCAUUAUGGAAAAAGCAGAUAAGGAAAACGAAGUCCCUCUUGAUGGGUAUGGAGCACUCGGAGAUCUCCUUGAGUCCAAUCAUAAGCUAGUUAAUUGUCUUGAAACAGAAUACAAGCUUCUCAGGAAAUUCCACCUAUCUGGUGUAGUAGUAUUGCCUCACCUAGAUGAUAUCAAAAUAUGGGAUGGAACAAUUUUCAUAAAGCAGGGUCUUUACAAAGGCGGAAUUUUCAAAUUCCGGAUGACUUUCCCUGUCGACUAUCCAAGUAAGCCACCGAAGGUAUACUUCGCUACCUCGAUCUACCACCCUAUGAUCCAUAAGGAAACUGGAGACUUUGACUUAUAAAACAUCAUUUCAAAGAUUGGGAGAGUGGUAAAAAUUACACUAUCAAUAUUCUAAAGCUCUUAAAGAACAUUUUCUACGUGAAUGACUACUUCUGCAUCCAAGACUCAUACAACCCUGAUGCUGGGUAUACUUUCGGUACAAAUUACAACGAGUAUCGGAGCAGAUGCGUCGAAAGUGUUGCAGAAAGCAAGAGGGAGAAAUACGUCAAUGAGGAAGACUCCUCCCUCAAAUUCGAAGAAUUCACUGACUUCCACCAGAAAUUACUUGAUAAUUUGAAGAAUAGACCAGAAAAGACCGAUAAUGAGAAAGUAGAGGGGUUUAAAAACUGGCUUAUAGGCGCUUGGAAGGAUAACCUUUAUUCGUAAGAAUGAAAACUCAAUUUCG